AAAUAAAGUCGGUUCACAAUUGGCUUAGGUACCAUUGCACGCCUGCCAGUCACAGCUAUCCUGGCGUUCCGAUCGCACGCAAAGGAUUAUCGCAAUCCUGGAGCGAGGAGGACUUUUUUAUCUGUGAUGUGAAAGUUUACGCUACAAUCCCAUUUAUAACCUCAAAACUUGCCGUCCGCCCAGUAUGACAAGAACUGUUGAUCAGAAGAUAAAAAUUACAAUGUUUUUAUGCAAUGAAAGUGACAAUUGUUUGUUUUGAAUCGAUGUUUAGUUAUGAAACUGCCUACUUGGAUACGAGAACCAGAGAUGGUACCCUCCAAUGAUCUCCAAUAAACCAACCGACUCAACAUCAAAGAUGAUCACCAACUAUGAUCAAACACAAAAUCACGAACGCGUGACCUGACUUCAGGUGCUUUAUACCCUUAAAGUUAAGACAAAAAUAUGACUGAAGAUUCGUCCUCCUAUGAAAUGCAAAUAAGGAAAGAUGACGGGCAAAAGGAGACAAAAGCAAAGCCUGGCCUAUCAGCUGGCAAGAUAUUCUACAAACCUGGUGUUAUUGAAGAGGAGACGGAUGAGACGAGCGUACUAGAUAGCUCGGUUAUGGAGUCACCCAUGUUAGGAGUGGGUUAUGGUGGCAGCGGGUUCUUGAGGCCACCUCUGCAGCAGACCAGCAGUCUUCACAGGAUACCAACGUAUAGCAGCUCUAUUGGACAUAGUACUGUGUACAGGCAUGAUUGCAGGAGCCGCUCGCAUCGACACGGCGCUUCUAGAAGAACGAGACGAAGGGCGAUCCUCAAAAAUGGCGAAUGCAAUAUUCUCAAGUCACGGAUCUCACAGCGGCGUUUGCGGUUCCUUCAGGAUAUGUUCACGACACUCGUGGACGCGCAGUGGAGGUGGACUUUACUGGUGUUUACGCUCUCCUUCAUUUUGUCCUGGCUGGGAUUCGCUCUUAUUUGGUGGCUGAUUGCAUUCACCCAUGGAGAUCUGGAACUGGAUCAUCUACCGCCUAUGCAAGAAAGCAACGGUUGGAAACCUUGUGUCUUUAACAUCUUCGAUUUCACAUCAUGCUUCUUGUUCAGUAUUGAAACGCAACACACCAUCGGUUAUGGCGCCCGUACGACUACGGAGGAAUGUCCUGAGGCGAUAUUUAUUAUGUGCUUACAGAGUAUAGUGGGUGUUAUGAUUCAAGCGUUCAUGGUGGGAAUUGUGUUCGCCAAAAUGACGAGACCCAAACACAGGACACAAACACUUUUGUUCUCGAAACACGCUGUAGUCUGCCAGAGAGACGGUGAAUUAAGUCUAAUGUUUAGAGUCGGCGACCUGAGGAAGUCACAUAUCAUCGGUGCCAGCGUAAGGGCCCAAUUAAUUCGCUCCAGGACAACAAAGGAAGGAGAACUUUUGUCGCAUUAUCAAACAGAAUUAGAGCUGAAUGCUGACGGUUGUGAUAGUAAUCUUUUCUUCAUCUGGCCGAUAACGAUGGUGCAUCGGAUAAACGCGAACAGUCCUUUCUAUGGAGUGUCAGCUGCGGAUGUACUUCAAGAAAAGUUCGAGAUCGUAGUUAUUUUAGAGGGAACAAUCGAAUCGACGGGUCAAACGACGCAAGCGCGCUCUAGUUAUACGACAAGUGAAAUAAUGUGGGGACACAGAUUUGUGCCGUUAGUGACAUACAAUCGUGAACGUCAGGGAUACGAAGUAGAUUAUUCUAAAUUCGAGGAGACCACUCAGGUCGACACGCCAUUGUGUUCCGCCAAGGAACUAGACGAGUUCUACGGAAACCAAGCUGAUCGCAGAUCUAUCGAGAGCACGGAACACUUGGUGCUAAAGAUGCCCGAACGCCCCGCCCGCCCAGACAGCCCCGCGCCGCCGCCCAAAGCCGAACAGAAGAACGGUGACUUCACUGUCACAUUGUAGAAAGAGGUUUCAUACCACGAUAGCAUGGCGUUGAAGUACGGUUUCAAUAUCUAGUAAUGCUACGAUAGGUAACACAUAGGGCGAUGCCUUAUUAGUGCGUUGCGUUGCGCCGUCGCAAUGGAUCAUUGUAUGCUACACCUGCGUUGCACAAACCCAGUCAGUACCAAAAAUGAGCACAUUGUCCGUUGAAACGUCACCUGUGUCGAAGCAAAGCUUAAUUGUGGCAUGUAAUUUAAAAUAUAUAGAAAACGACGCAACGCACUGAUGGGGAUUCGCUCUUGUUCGUAGUUCGGAGGCCAUAUUUCACUUAUGAUUGGUGUAAUAAUGCAUGCCAGAAUUCGGGUAAAUGUAAAAAUAUGGGUAGUUAAAUGACUAUUUGUGUGAAGUUGCUAUACUUACUAGCUACCGACUGAAAUUUUUGAUGGAAAACUGAUAACUCAAAACAAAACAGUAAGUAUAGUUUAAUGGUUUACAUACAACAAAUGUAUAAUUUUGGUUUCUAAGUCACAAAAGUACCUAUAUGAAAAUGUAAUUCCAUAUUUUUAAUGGUAGUCCACUUUUGGUUCAGUUAAUGUAGUUCACUACCAAUAAUAUAACUAAAUAUGGAUUGCAUAAAGUAAUAGUUAAUUAACUGUUAAUUCAAAAAUAAUACAAAUAUUUUAAUUUUUAUAACUAUUAAGACCGAGCUAGAUACAGUGUUAUAGAUCCAAAUGUUUGCAUUUUCUCAAUUGAUUUAUUUUUGCUAGUCACACUAAAAAGUAAUUAAUUAUUUAUAGAAUUAUUCCUCCAUAUAAUAAUAUACCCUCCCUAGUGAAGAAAGAAAGUGUUUGUGAUUGUUUUAAAAGGUUGUGCAAAAUACUAAAACGCAUUCCAAAAUAUUUUUGUAUGAGAAUUUUUAGCUAAUUAUUUUAAUAUGAUAAUAGGUAAAAUGUAAAGUAUUUUUAGAAUCUCGUUUGAAGAAAUAUUUUUAAAACAAAUGAAUCUUAUAUGAAAUCAAAAUGUACCUAUUGUCUUCCUGAAGGAUGUGUAUUUUAAAUUAAUCACUGCUAACAUUCCAUUAUAUAUUUUAAUUAUACAAUAUUCGAAUAUCAGAUGUAUAUUUAGGUAUAAGCUUACGUGUAUAAUAAAUAUUUAGAAUGUCAUCAAAAUACCGUAAUGGUCUAAGACCCGGCAUCAGAAAUAUAUACUCUCAUCAGUUAUUUAUUAGUGAUAAGAAAUAAAUGAUAGAUAAUAUUCACAGUGCGUAGUUAAAUAGCGUCCAUGUCCAGAUACAUAUUACAUCAAAUCUAAGAAACCGUGAACUAGAUAAAAGGUAAUUAAUACAGAAUUACAUUGAGCUUAAAAUGAGCUUUCAUUUUACAGAUUAGACGAUUACAUAAUUGAUGAGGGUAUAUUAUAUAAAUAAUAUUUACUUACCUAUGUUUAUAUCUGGAAACCUCUUAGUUGUAAUGGUGAAAGAAGGCAACCUUUUUUUAAUUGUUUUAACUAGUGCACGGUUUCUUUAAUUAACCAAUGAGGGAAGUAGAUAAAAUAAAUUUAAUUAAAAAUGUAAUCUUUUGAUAUUGUCCAACCGCUAUUUAACUAGGUAACCUAUUUGAAAUGUGGUCAAUGUCCAUCAUUUAUUUCUUAUCCCUAGUAAAUAACAGAUGAGGGUGUAUAUUUCUUAUGCCGGAUCUCGUACUAUAAGUUACCAUUCUCGUGUUGUUAUGAAAGAAUAUUAUGUAAAAUCUCAUAUUAUAUUUAACUAUUUUGUCAUGUUGGCAUUAUUGUUAUCAAUAUUUGUUUUAUUGUAACAAUGUGUAUGUCAUCAUAAUAUACAAGAGAUAGCGAUCACAGUGUAUAUGAAUAAAUCCCCUUCGAUGUAAAUAUUGAAUGAAUAAUUUAUGUUGUUGCGUU
Molecule: messenger RNA, 3807 nt
Organism: Bicyclus anynana (squinting bush brown)
Lineage: Eukaryota; Metazoa; Arthropoda; Insecta; Lepidoptera; Nymphalidae
Product: G protein-activated inward rectifier potassium channel 3-like
Exons: 4
Coding region: 442-1911 (489 amino acids)
Biological process (GO): potassium ion import across plasma membrane; regulation of monoatomic ion transmembrane transport
Cellular component (GO): plasma membrane
Molecular function (GO): inward rectifier potassium channel activity
Source: RefSeq, a predicted model, not a curated record